Molecule: messenger RNA, 880 nt
Organism: Neohortaea acidophila
Lineage: Eukaryota; Fungi; Ascomycota; Dothideomycetes; Mycosphaerellales; Teratosphaeriaceae
Exons: 2
Coding region: 228-848 (206 amino acids)
Source: RefSeq, a predicted model, not a curated record
GACCAAUGACCAUCGCUGGUCAAUAUCGACACGAGGACAACGCAUACACGCAUGACCAUCGUGUAUCACCCGACUAGAGUGGAGUGAGGUCGUCUUCGUUCACGCACGUCCAAAGGCAGAGGUAUAUAUCGGCUCUUCAGUGUCGUGUCAGAAAGGGCAUCUCUCCCAACACACACAUCGAGAACAGUACUUCACAACCCCGGAACACUACUUGACUCCUUGCUAAGAUGUCGAACAACAACAGCAAUAACAAUCCCAAUCCUGGAGACAACCAGCCGACCGGAAGUACCAAUCCGAUUAGAAGCACCUAUCCGACUGGGAGCACCUAUCCAACUGGGAGCAACCAACAACAACCCGGAAGUCGCUUCUACCAGCCCCUCCCCGGCGAAGCCCACGGUGCAAGGCAAAUGUACUCCUUCACGCCCCUGCCCAUCGCGCCCAAUACAGGGUGGUACCCCAACCACACCCUACACGCCAGAGCGGAGCUUAAAGUCUACGACAGGACACUUCCACCCCUACCAGAGCGCCUCGGGCCGCCAAACCCCCGCGGAGGCGACACAAGGGAGUCGUGGACGAUGGCAGCGCGACAGCGAGCCGUGCCCGAAGCGGUGAUUAGUUUGUGGACGACAUCGGUCAUUUGGUUGGAGGACUAUGCGCCGCCGGCUGGGAUGGCGCGUUCGGUGCCGAUGCAGCAGGGCGGGCCGACUCCUCCGCAGCUGCCGGGUUGGGUGCAGCCGUUGGAUAUCCACCGGGAGAGUUUCACGCAGUGGGAGUGGAGGGCACGGCAGGCUGGUGUUAGCGAUCAGGAUAUCAAUGCUUGGUGGUGGUGGGCUGUGAAUCGGCAUUGAGGGUUUGACAGCCUUGCGUGUUCUCAGAGGCU